This is a messenger RNA of Felis catus (domestic cat), 1664 nucleotides long. RefSeq names its product PHD finger protein 10 (gene PHF10). Bases 64 to 1560 code for a protein of 498 amino acids. The record is from RefSeq and is a predicted model, not a curated record. The transcript is spliced from 12 exons. NCBI's taxonomy places the organism in Eukaryota, Metazoa, Chordata, Mammalia, Carnivora, Felidae. Gene Ontology annotation, cellular component: npBAF complex.
GCGGCGGCGGCCGGGACGAGGCGGCGGCGGCGGCGGAGGCGGCGGCGCGGGGCGCUAGGGCUGAUGGCGGCGGCGGCCGGCCCCGGGACGGCGCUGUCCCCGCGGCCGUGCGACAGCGACCCGGCCACCCCCGGAGCGCCGUCCCCGAAGGAUGAUAAUGAAGAUAAUUCAAACGAUGGGACCCAACCAUCCAAGAGGAGGCGAAUGGGCUCCGGAGAUAGCUCUAGGAGCUGUGAGACUCCAAGUCAGGAUCUCGGCUUUAGCUACUAUCCAGCAGAAAAUUUGAUAGAGUACAAAUGGCCACCUGAUGAAACAGGAGAAUACUAUAUGCUUCAAGAGCAAGUCAGUGAAUAUUUGGGUGUGACCUCCUUUAAGCGGAAAUAUCCAGAUUUAGAGCGACGAGAUCUGUCUCACAAAGAGAAGCUCUACCUGAGAGAGCUGAAUGUCAUCACAGAAACUCAGUGCACUCUAGGUUUAACAGCAUUGCGCAGUGAUGAAGUGAUUGAUUUAAUGAUAAAAGAGUAUCCAGCCAAACAUGCUGAGUAUUCUGUUAUUUUACAAGAAAAAGAACGUCAGCGAAUUACAGAUCAUUAUAAAGAGUAUUCUCAAAUGCAACAACAGAAUACUCAGAAAGUUGAAGCCAGCAAAGUGCCCGAGUACAUUAAGAAAGCUGCCAAAAAAGCAGCCGAAUUUAACAGCAACUUGAACCGGGAGCGCAUGGAAGAGAGAAGAGCGUAUUUUGACUUGCAGACACACGUUAUCCAGGUGCCUCAAGGGAAGUACAAAGUGUUACCGAUAGAGCGAACCAAGGUCAGUUCUUACCCAGUGGCCCUCAUCCCGGGACAGUUCCAGGAAUAUUACAAAAGGUACUCAGCAGACGAGCUGCGGUAUCUGCCGUUAAACACGGCCCUCUACGAGCCCCCGCUGGACCCGGAGCUGCCGGCCCUGGAUAGCGAUGGCGACUCGGACGACGCCGAGGACGGUCGAGGCGACGAGAAGCGGAAACAUAAAGGCACUUCGGACAGUUCCUCCGGCAACGUGUCUGAAGGAGAAGGCCUUCCCGACGGCCAGGAGGAGCCUCUCCCGGGAAGACAGAGAUCCAAGGACAAAGCUGCUACUCCAAGAAAAGAUGCUUCCAAACGUUCUGUACUGUCCAAGUCAGUCCCUGGGUACAAGCCAAAGGUCAUUCCAAAUGCUCUAUGUGGAAUUUGUCUGAAGGGUAAGGAGUCCAACAAGAAAGGGAAGGCUGAAUCACUUAUACACUGCUCCCAGUGUGAUAAUAGUGGCCACCCUUCUUGCCUGGAUAUGACCAUGGAGCUUGUUUCUAUGAUUAAGACCUACCCUUGGCAGUGUAUGGAGUGUAAAACUUGCAUUGUAUGUGGACAACCCCACCAUGAAGAAGAAAUGAUGUUCUGUGAUGUGUGUGACAGAGGUUAUCAUACUUUUUGUGUGGGCCUUGGUGCUAUUCCAUCAGGUCGCUGGAUUUGUGACUGUUGUCAGCGAGCCCCCCCAACACCCAGGAAAGUGGGCAGAAGGGGGAAAAACAGCAAAGAGGGAUAAAAUAGUUUUUGACCCCAAUAUUGUAAUACGGAUUUAAAUGAACUACUUGGUGCCAAUUUAUUUACAUUCUUGAUUUUAUGCCAAUAAAAGAUUUCUGAAAUUCA